This is a messenger RNA of Mercenaria mercenaria, 1396 nucleotides long. RefSeq lists its product as uncharacterized. The coding region runs from base 67 to 723 and encodes 218 amino acids. The transcript has 4 exons. The record is from RefSeq and is a predicted model, not a curated record. Lineage: Eukaryota; Metazoa; Mollusca; Bivalvia; Venerida; Veneridae. Gene Ontology annotation, cellular component: extracellular region. Gene Ontology annotation, molecular function: hormone activity. Gene Ontology annotation, biological process: intracellular calcium ion homeostasis.
UGAUCAAUAACAAACAGAUUUGACUGUUAGACUAGUGUUAACUUAUUUAAGUUUUGUGUUGUCAGAAUGAAGACGUGUACUGUAAUUUUGCUACUGGCUGUUGUUGCCCUCCCGUGUAAUGCCUGGUGGUUCAGCGACCCGAGGGUGGAGCCUCACGAAGAUGUGAGCGACGAAUGCUUGCGACUUGCUGAAUGGGGUCGCUGUGAGUUUUACGAAUGUCUCGAGAGAAGGUUUCCAUGUGGUCACCGUGGUUACGCUGUACAUGUUGGACUGCAUUUCUGCAGGACAAUCAUCAAUAUGAUGGAUGAAUUCACAACAGAAGGUUAUCAAUGGAUGAACCGAACCAGUGUAUGUUUGACAAAGUCCCUCCUGCCAGUAUAUGAGAGUUACGCCACACGAUGUGAUGACCUCAGGGACGAUGGUGCUGACGGUAUUGUCGAAUGCAAUGCUAGAACUGACCCAGACGGGCAGGAUUUCUGCUCAUUUGUCCAAGAUAACGCGGAAGCAUAUCAAAAUAUCUUUGGUCUAGAGGAGAUACAACGUAUGAUCCGGCUCAGGAAACCUCUGGUUAUUGCACGGUUGUUGAUUGAUGGUGCAAGUUGUGGAGCUGAACCACUACAAGACAGACUUUACGCCGUUUCAGGAAUGUUUAAUGAUUUGAUUGGAUCACUACAGGACCACUUUGAGGGACUAACUGACAGAUGGAACAAUUUAUGGAAUUGAUAUAAUUUGUACUUUAUUGAAUAUAUGUCAAUCUCUUAGAAUUAAAGAGUUAACAUGUUUGUUCCAUAUUUUUAUAAAGCAGAAUGGAAAUUAUAUAUAUGCAAAUAACUUACACUUUUGAACUGUUGUUAGACAUUUCCGAAUUCUAUUACCUGAAAUAGAUAAUAUUAUUGCAAGGCGAACCUGUGUAAAAAGCGUGCUUUCUUUUGUCGUUCACUUUUUAUAUACUGCUACAUGACUGAAAAUAUGUUUUUAUCACAAAUCGUUCUUAUAAAUAACGGUUUUCAAUAUAAUAAAUAACGUAAUUAUGUAUUUCCUAUGUUAAAAAGGAUUUGUUUCAUCACAAUGAGUAAAUAAUUUUUCAAAUUCGAAGUUUACUUCAUUGCCUCCUGUCUCCUUGAUUACAUUUUAUAUAUGCAACACUUUCGUCAUUUUCGCUUGUUUCGCCGAAUACAACGGACUCAUUUCUUGUUCUAAUUGUAUAAGCCACAUCAAGUUUUUCAUAAUAAUAUGUCGUUGCAAAAUUGUUUGAACAUGUUAUUAAUCACAUUAUCGAUUGAUUUUUACGUAAUGGAGAUAAAUGGUGUGUCGAGAUAAUUAUGUUUUUCUGCAUCAUCGGUGAUUCCUUUGUAAAGAAGAAUGAUAUCCAAAAUAAACAGAUCUUGAAUUGCCA